Messenger RNA from Peronospora matthiolae, 609 nucleotides. The record is from the annotation of a GenBank genome assembly. Lineage: Eukaryota; Oomycota; Peronosporomycetes; Peronosporales; Peronosporaceae.
AUGUCGUUGACAGAGCUCAACCUCGACGACCCAAAGGUCAAGCAACACGCACUGGCCGGUCUCGCCGCGACCAUCCCCGUCGUCCCCUUCAAAGGUGUCGAGUUUUAUGACAUCGGGGGUCUACUGGCUAAUCCAGAGAAGCUGCAGCUAACCUUUGAGCUCUUCGUGCACGCCCUGACGCCCCUAAUGGACCACGUGGACGCUAUUGGAUGCAUGGACGCGCGCGGCUUCCUCUUUGCCCCGUAUCUAGGCGUGCACUUUCACAAGCCCGUUUUUAUGCUGCGCAAACCCGACAAGAUGCCGAGUGUGGGCCAUACUGUCGAGUAUGUCAAGGAGUACAAGGGCAACAGUAGCGGAGGCGGUGAUCAUUUGAGUAUCCAGACGUACGCCGUCAAGAAGGGCGACCGAGUGCUGCUUGUUGACGACCUUCUGGCAACGGGCGGCACCUGCGAAGCUGCAAUCCGCCUUGUCCAACAAGCAGGUGCCUCGGUCACAGCAUGCACGUUUGUGGUGGAGAUCAGUGGGCUAAACGGUCGAGGCCGUGCUAGCAAGACGAGCACGAACGAGCACAUCCAACUCAUCUCGCUGCUUACGGAGAAGGACUUUUAA